UUGAUUGGUUAAUUGGCUGAAGGCAGGUGAAAGUUUCUGGAUAAUUGGGUCUCGGAUGGCCCUUGCACGCCUGGUCAAGAAUUCAAUCCAACUCACACGCCAAAACCAAUAGCAAAAUGCUGCUGUUCAACGCGUGGAGGCAAUUGAUCCGCUGGCAAGGGUGGGGAUGGACUCAUGGAGAGCGAAAACUUCGGCGUGGCUCCAGUCUUACAGUAGCGACAGUCCAGAUGCCCCUAGUCCGUGACCCUCGUCGGCCGCUUCUGUUCCUGGUCGCCCGGUCCAAUCCCACGACCAGCAUUCUUCCCUUCCCCUGCGCAUUCAUCCCCUGCUCCCCUGCUGGGCCAGCAAGCAAAGCACGCAGUCCAGUCCAACCCAACCCAAGCCAGGCCAAGCCAGAUGCGGCCCCAAACGAAGGGAAGGGAAGGGGAGAAGAAGGGGAAGGAUUCUUCGCCCUUCCGAUUCUGAAUAUUAUCUCUCCCAUCGGCCCCUUCUUUCCUCAGCAGCAUCAAUAGCAUCAGUAUCGCCGGCGACGUUCCUUCCUUCUGAACCUGGUUGUUCGAGACUCCUUAUCGACGCCUCACGCAGUAUAAACACCACUCACUCCUUCACAUCGCAUCUUUCAAGACACGACGUACACACAAUCGUCAACAAAAGCAACUUUCACAGCUUCCCCCCACCGAUAGGACCGCGUCCCGAUCAACAGACUCACUCACUCACUUGCCAACAACUCACACACUCUCUCUCUUCACCAAAGUCAGAACGUUACAUUUACAUUCCCACGUAUAUAUUCACUCCCCAUAUCAUUCGCAUCGCCUUUUCCCCGCAAUUUUUGGCUUCCA
Molecule: messenger RNA, 839 nt
Organism: Mollisia scopiformis
Lineage: Eukaryota; Fungi; Ascomycota; Leotiomycetes; Helotiales; Mollisiaceae
Exons: 1
Coding region: 117-512 (131 amino acids)
Source: RefSeq, a predicted model, not a curated record